Messenger RNA from Xyrauchen texanus (razorback sucker), 5809 nucleotides. RefSeq names its product zinc finger protein 420-like. The coding region runs from base 277 to 3528 and encodes 1083 amino acids. The record is from RefSeq and is a predicted model, not a curated record. NCBI's taxonomy places the organism in Eukaryota, Metazoa, Chordata, Actinopteri, Cypriniformes, Catostomidae. The transcript has 9 exons.
UAAAACUCAGUCUGCUGUCGGUGAGGAGGUAGCUGAGUAGCUUUGGCUUUACUAAAAGCUUAACAGAGAUUGGAUUAAACAGUAGGGUCGCCCGUUACGUGGUCUGUUUGAGAUAUUUGUGCUGUUGGGAGACUUUUGUGUAGAUGUAGAGGAUUAUUUUUAAAUGAUUAUUAUUCUGUCUGUUUCAGGAGGCUCCACUGAGAUUUCAGAACAAACAAAUUAAGAAAAUGCUGCACGUAAUGAAAUCGAAUUAAUCUGCUUGACGUGCAACUGAAGAUGGAGUUUGUUAAAGAGGAGUUUAAAGAGGAGAAUGAAGAUGUCAGUAUUUCAGAACCAUUCAGACUGAAGAAUGAAGAUACUGAGGAACAAAGAGACCUGAUGAAGCUGAAAGAGGAAAGUGAAGCACUGAAUGAAGAUACUGAGGAACAAAGAGACCUGAUGAAGCUGAAAGAGGAAAGUGAAGAACUGAAUGAAGAGAAGAAACAUCAGUAUCAGGAACCUGCUAAAUUCGUAACUGGAGAAAAAACGUAUAGUUUUUCACAGACCGAAAAGAAACACUCACAAGAAAGAACUCAAAGAACAAAAUCAGAAAAAUCUUUCACCUGCCCUCAGUGUGGAAAGAGUUUCACACGUAAAGUAAGUCUUAAUGUCCACAUAAAAACUCAUACUGGAGAGAAACCUUUCACAUGCCCUCAGUGUGGAAAGAGUUUCACACGAAAAGUAAGUCUUAAUAUGCACAUAAGAACUCACACUGGAGAGAAGCCUUAUUCAUGCCAUCAGUGUGGAAAGAGUUUCACACGUAAAGUAAGUCUUAAUAUCCACAUAAAAACUCACACUGGAGAGAAGCCGUAUUCAUGCCAUCAGUGUGGCAAGCAUUUUACACACACCACAAGUUAUAAGAAGCACAUAAGAAUUCACACUGGAGUGAAACCUUUUGCAUGUUUUCAGUGUGGAAAGAAUUUCAUUGACAAAGCAAGACUUGGAGAUCACAUGAGAAUUCACACUGGAGAGAAGCCUUUCACUUGCCUUCAGUGUGGGAAGAGUUUCACAAGUAAAACAACACUAAAUGCUCAUAUGAAGUGUCAUUUUGGAGAGAAGUUACACCAAUGUUCUCAGUGUGGCAAAAGUUUCAUUCGGGCAAGAUAUCUCAUUGUUCAUCAGCGCUUUCACUCUGGAGAACGGCCAUUUAGCUGUGAUCAGUGUGACAAAAAAUUUGUUUGUUCAUCAAACCUAAAAACACACUUGAAAAUUCAUGCAAAUGAGAAGCCUUACACGUGUUCUCUUUGUGGUAAGAGUUUUUCAGAGCUGGCCUAUUUUAAACAGCAUCAGUUAAUACAUACUGGUGUGAAAGAUCAUGUGUGCGGAGAGUGUGGAAAAGCCUUUGCCCGAAUCAGCUCCUUGAAACAGCACCAAAGGAUUCAUACAAGAGAAAAACCAUACAUGUGUUCACAUUGUGAAAAGAGUUUUGCUUAUCCAAGACUUCUGAUUACACAUGAGAAGAUGCAUGCUGGAGAGAAGAUGUAUGACUGCUCUCAAUGUGGGAGGAGUUUCAGUUCACCAAGUACUCUACAGAGACAUUUAAAGAAGAACUGCCCAAAGAUGUCUCUAGAUCUCGGUCUGGAUGAAGUGCCGAUGGAGCUUAAGGAGGAAAGUCAAGAUCUGAAUGAAGUGGAGGAGAAACAAGAGUAUCAGGAACUUGAUGUCAUUAGUGGAGAACAAUCAUUUAGUUGCUCACAGACUGAAGAAACCAAAUCCAAUAAAUCUUUCACUUGUCCUCAGUGUGGGAAGAGUUUCAAAGAAAACAAAACGUUUAAGAGUCACAUGAGAAUUCACACUGGGGAGAAACCUUUCAAAUGCCCUCAGUGUGGAAAGAGUUUCAGACAAAGCAGAGGCCUUAUAGAUCACAGAGUAAUUCACUCUGAAGAGAGGCCUUUCACAUGUCAUCAGUGUGGAAAGUGUUUCAAACGUAAAAAUCAUCUGGAUAUUCACAUGCUAAUUCACUGUGAAGAGAAACCUUUCACAUGCCUUCAGUGUGAAAAGAGUUUCAGACGUAAAGGAGAUCUUGAACAACACACGAAAAUUCACUCUGGAGCGAAGCCUUUCGUAUGCCAUCAGUGUGGAAAGAGUUUCAGACAUAAAAACACCCUUGAUUAUCACACAGCAUCUCAUAAUAGAAAUAAGUCUUUCACAUGCCACCAAUGUGGAAAGAGUUUUAAAUGUAAAGAUAGUCAGGAUUGUCACAUGAGAACUCAUAAUGGAGAAAAUCCGUACACAUGCUGUCAGUGUGAUAUAAGUUUCAAAUGCGAAGCAUACCUCCGUAGACACAUGAAAAUUCACUCGAAAAUGAAGUCUUUCAUAUGCCCUCAGUGUGGAAAGACUUUCCAAAACAAGAAAAGCCUUGCUAACCACAUGGGAAUUCACACUGGAGAGAAGCCCUUCACAUGCCGCCACUGUGGAAAGAGUUUCAAAUUCAAAGGGAGCUUGAAGAACCACAUUGGAAUUCACGCUGGAGAGAAACAUUUUCACAUGCCAUCAGAAUUGGAAAUGGAAUCAGAAAGAGCUUUAUUGCCAAGUUUUUCAUUAUUCAUAAACGUGACAAGGUUUGCAGAUGAGGAGGGAAAUCUCCAGGUGAAACGACUGAGAUCUGUGAGACAAACUGCUGUAAAGAUGGAGUUUAUUAAAGGAGAGAUUGAAGACAUCAAUAUUACACAACCAUGCAGAAUAAAAAGUGAAGAUACUGAGGAAAAAAUAGACAUCGUGGAAGUGAAAGUGGAAAGUCAAGAGGAACUCAGUGAAGUGGAUGAACCUGAUGAUGAUGUCAUAACUGGAGACAAUACUUUUAGUUCCUCAAUGACUGGAAGUAUAAGACACAAUUCUCAAUUCACACAAACUGUACCUCAAAAAAUAGAAACCAAAAAUGAUUUCACUUGCCUUGAGUGUGGAAAAAUUUUCAUUCAAAAAGGACACUUUACUAACCACAUGAUAAUUCACAGUGGAGAGAAGCCUUUCACAUGCCAAAAAUGUGGAAGGAUUUUCCAAUACCUGGGAAGACUCAAUAACCACAUGGAAAGUCACACUAGAUGGAAGAAUUUAAGAUGCCAUUACUGUGGAAGGAUUUUCCAAUACCUAGGAAGACUCAACAACCACCUGGAAGUUCACUGUAGAAAGAAAUUAUUCACAUACCAUCAGUCCGGAAAACGUUUCAGUUACAAUGAAGGUCUAAGUAACCACAUGAAAAGUCACGCUGAAGAGAAUCCUUUCAAAUGCCAUCACUGUGAAAGGAGUUUCAAAUACAAAUCAAGCCUCAUUAACCACAUGAAAGUUCACACUGGAGAGAAGCCUUUUACAUGCCAUCAGUGUGGAAUGAGUUUCAAAUACAAAGAAACCCUUAGUAACCACAUGGGAAUUCACACUGGAGAGAGGCCUUUCAUAUGCCAUAAGUGUGGAAGGAUUUUCAAAUAUGAAGGAAGACUCAAUAACCACAUGGCAGUUCACUCUAGAGAAGCUUUUCACAUGCCAUUAGUGUAGGAGUUUCCAAUGCAAAGAAGGCCUUAGAAACCGUUUGGGAAUUCCUACUGGAGCUAAGCAUUUUAACAUGACUUAAGUAUGGAAAGAGUUUCACCAUUAUGCAAACUUAAUCGCAUUCAUGAAUAGGGAAAAAGGGGGUUACAUUUUGGUCAGAGCAGCAAUGUUUAUGCAUUACAAAAAUUAUCCUACUGUGCACUGACUGCUAUACAGACUGUAGGUAGCAGCCUUGAGCACGACUGACAUAAAUCCUACAGAUGAGCUCUUAAAAUAAUAGCCUGCUUCCAUUAAUAAUUCAGAAACAAUAGUAUACUGAAUUAUCCACUUUUUAAGAAGUUACUUUGUUGUAAAUUAUUCAUGCUUUAGAGAUUGUUCAUAAUUUUCUGUUUUAGAGAAUUUUUAAGAUUUGCAUUACAUAGAACAUUGUUACGUCCAUGCCAUAGUCACAACUCAUAGAUUUUUGCCAUCUUAGUAACACGAGAAACAUUUUUCAAGUUCAUCUGUGCAUGCGUUUGCUUUAUUGUCUGUGCAGACGUACGUUGUAUUACAUUUGUGCUGUUUUGCACUUUCUUACCCCGUUUAUGCUUAAUAAGCCGACAAUGCGUGCUGUCAUGUAAACGCAAUAAACGGCAUUCCUUUAUUAGUCCAAGGGCAUAAAUGGCGUAAGAAUAAACCAAUCGACAAGUGUAGAUUUCUACCCAUUACGGCGAUUUCAUGUGGCAUGCAAACACCUUAACCGGCAUUCUUACCAGCUCAUCCAACGUGCGCACGUGUCGAGCACGUGCCUCUUCGCGGUUUGACGACAAAAACAGAAAAUAACGUGAUUAUUUCAAAUGUAAUGAAACGUGGAUUUCUUUAUUUCUCCGAUUUUUUUUUUUACAUUUUAGAGAGUAAUGUGCUUUUUGAUGUGCAUGUAAACAUGCUCAGUGAGUAUAUUAUUAAUUUAUGUAAUUAUCAUAGAUAUUAGUAAUUACUAAUUUACUAAUAGCGAACAGAGAAUCCAAAUUCAUUUCUAUGUAUUUUAUUUUGUUUCAGAAACAAAUUAUCUUGUAUGUGCAUGUUUUUACAUAACUGCACAAUAAAGCGUUUAAACUUGGCUAAAGACUCUUCUCGCUGAACGGAGCUGGAGCCUUGAAGUGGGAAAUGGAGUACCACACGGUAAAAUGUAUAUCGUGUUUAACAGGAGAAUACAUGUACAUAUUACAUACAUACAAUGUAAAUACAACAGUUCAAUGAACACGUACAUUAUAAAAAUUACGGUAUGGUCAUAAAAACUAAUUUGUGCAUGGAACUUCUUUCUUACACGACGGAUCAGAAUCUGCCAUUGCUGGUUCAAAACUAAUGAUGCGUCCAAACCUCUGUUGUCCCUUUAGAAAUAGUAUCACGGCUUGUGCUAUUUCUAACAAGUCAUUGGAUAAACAAGGAUAGACGGAUGGAUGUGUGUGUGUGUGUGAGAGAGAGAGAGAAGGAGCGUGUGCGAUCACCUGUUGCCACACCCAAUCAGAGAUGCUGUCAGCUUUCUGAAGGUCAGCUUUCUCAGUGGAAAAUAGACGUCCAAGCGGGGCAUUCCUCUCUAUUUCGCGGUAGCCGGUGCGCAAGUGUCAUUACUAUAGAAACAGCGAUGUCCUCCGCCAUUUUAAACAGUAUGUAUCCAAUGUGGAAAUUCUGAUAAAAGGUAAGGACUUUUGAGUUCUGUAAUAAAUCAAUCUGUUGUGUCUCAGCAUGAGCCUUAAUCAUGAAGUUGUCCGUUUAAAGCUGUUUAAAGCUAUUUCCUUGCUUUGGUAAUGUAUUAGUAAUACGAAAAAUCAAGGAGCACUGUUGUAUGUAAACAAUGUCUAACGGAUUCACUUUACGUCACCAACUGGCUCAGAUUACACACAAAAAUUAUCUUUUGCCACCACCUGCUGGCUAACAGUAAUUUUUUAAUUUAAUUUAAUUAAAAAAUAAAGACAGUAACUCCUAGCAGAUAUGCACUGCUCUUACACUUUAGUUUAGAAAGGCAGGAACACAAGCGGAGUGAUACACACACAGUGAAGCGUCUGAGUGCUGAUGUGUCAGACCAUCAGUGCUCAUGGAACGUCUCUCGUCCAAUCAGAUUCGAGGACCAGAACUAACUGUGGUAUAUAAUAAAAUACAACAUAAAUGUAACAAAUAGAUGCACACUAGGGGGGCUUAAUGCAGAUUUACAUAAAAAUAUUCAAACAUUUGCAAAUUUUCUUUUUGCUUCCAUUUCUUUCUUGAAUGAUGUAAAACAGGGUUUUUAUAGGAAAACUUACAGUUGUGA